CUACUGCUGCUCUCAUUUUGCGUCGAGACGGGCAACGGCAAGCACAGGCCAAACAAAUUGCAAUCGCUUUUAAUGGCGGUCUUUUGAAACGUCUCUGUUUGAUUCGUGACUAGUGUUCGCUCGUUCGACGCGCUUUGCUCGUCGGUGGAAAAAGUGAAUUUUGCUUGCUUAUUUGUGCUAGGUCCAGUGCUGUACAUUGUUUACUGGAGGAAGAAGAACUGUUCGCUAUAGUCGCGGAGGAAAAUUUGUCAAAACGUAGCUUUUCAGGACCUAGUGAGAAGAUUCGGAGCUGUGGUUGAAGUGAAACAUAAUUUGUUGCUUGCAAAUUCAAGCUUGAGGAAGUUUUUUCCUUCCGUGAUUCAAUUGGAUACCGGCAGUGUCUGCUAAGAUUCAGCAUGACGGAUAUUAGGGCAGCCUUCGCUGCUCAACAAAAUGGCGCCGGCGCAGGCGCGGGCGCCGCAGCCAGUCCGAAGAUCGGCGGCAAGUCUAUCGAGAAGAUCUACCAGAAGAAGUCCCAGCUGGAGCACAUUCUGCUGCGUCCCGACACGUACAUCGGAUCGGUUGAGCAGCUGAAGGAAACCAUGUGGGUUUAUGACACCGAGGCGAACAAGAUGAUCCAAAAGGAGAUCACCUUUGUGCCGGGUCUGUACAAGAUCUUCGACGAAAUCCUGGUCAACGCAGCCGAUAACAAGCAACGUGAUCCGAAGAUGAAUGCCAUCAAGAUUGAGAUCAAUCAGGAAACGAAUACGGUGUCAAUUUGGAACAACGGCCAAGGUAUCCCCGUGGUCAUGCACAAGGAGGAAAAAAUGUUCGUUCCGACGAUGAUCUUCGGACAUCUGCUAACGUCGUCGAAUUAUAACGACGAAGAGGCGAAAGUCACCGGCGGUAGGAAUGGUUACGGUGCAAAAUUGUGUAAUAUUUUCAGUACCAAGUUCACUGUGGAGACGGCUUCAAAGCAGUAUAAGAAAUGCUUCAAGCAAACUUGGGGUGAAAAUAUGGGCAAAGCUUCGGAGCCUAAGAUCAAAGAAGGCUACACUGGUGAAGACUACACCAAGGUUUCUUUCUCGCCGGAUCUGAAGAAGUUUAAGAUGGAAAAGCUGGAUGAUGACAUUGUGGGACUGAUGUCACGACGUGCAUUCGAUGUGGCCGCUUCAACACGAGGUGUUAGUGUCUAUCUAAAUGGAAAAAAAUUGCCGAUCAAAAACUUUAAGGACUACAUCGAUUUGUACAUCAAAGAUCAGCAGGAUGAGGUAGGAGGUCCCGUGAAGAUUUGCUACGAGAAUGCGAACGAACGGUGGGAGGUCGCUGUUACCCUUUCGGACCGCGGCUUCCAGCAGGUUUCGUUUGUGAACUCUAUUGCCACCACCAAAGGAGGUCGCCACGUUGACUAUAUUGUUGACAUGAUCGUGAAGCAGCUGAUCGAGGUGUUGAAGAAGAAAAACAAAGGUGGCGUUAAUAUCAAACCGUUCCAGGUGAAAAAUCACAUGUGGGUUUUCAUCAACUGUUUGAUUGUGAACCCAACGUUUGACUCGCAAACCAAGGAAAACAUGACACUGCAAUCGAAGAGUUUCGGAUCGAAAUGUACUUUGUCAGAGAAAUUCAUUACGACCGUGUCCAAGAGUGGAAUCGUCGAAUCGGUUCUCCAGUGGGCUAAGUUUAAGGCCCAAACCGAACUGAGCAAAACCUCCGGAUCGAAGAAGUCCAAAAUCAAGGGUGUUCCCAAACUGGAAGAUGCCAAUGAUGCUGGAACCAAGAACUCACUGAACUGUACGUUGAUUCUGACGGAGGGAGAUUCAGCUAAAACUUUGGCUGUUUCCGGAUUGGGAGUUGUGGGUCGCGACACUUACGGAGUGUUCCCACUGCGUGGUAAGCUUCUUAACGUGCGCGAGGCUACACAUAAGCAGAUUCUGGAGAACGCUGAAAUCAAUAAUCUGAACAAGAUUAUCGGUUUGCAGUACAAAAAGAAGUAUCUAACGAUAGAGGAUCUGAAAACGCUCCGUUAUGGAAAGGUUAUGAUCAUGACUGAUCAGGAUCAGGAUGGUUCUCAUAUCAAAGGUCUACUGAUCAAUUUUAUUCACACAAAUUGGCCGGAAUUGCUUCGUUUACCGUUCUUGGAAGAAUUCAUUACACCAAUUGUGAAGGCGACGAAGAAGAACCAAGACGAGCUCUCCUUCUUUUCUUUGCCUGAGUUUGAAGAGUGGAAAAAUGAUACACCGAACUCCCAUACCUACAAUAUCAAAUACUAUAAGGGUUUGGGUACUUCGACCUCAAAGGAGGCCAAAGAAUACUUCCAAAACAUGGAACGUCAUCGUAUCCUGUUCAAGUACGAUAACAGUACUGAUGAUGAUGCGAUUACCAUGGCUUUCGCGAAGAAGUGUGUCGAUCAGCGAAAGGAAUGGCUUACUGCUCACAUGGAGGAGAAUCGUCACCGGAAACAAGUUGGCCUACCAGAGCGUUACUUGUACACUAAAACUACCAAAGCUAUUAGCUACAAGGAAUUCAUCAAUCUUGAAUUGGUACUGUUCUCCAAUUCCGAUAACGUUCGUUCCAUCCCGUGCAUGUUGGAUGGUCUUAAACCCGGCCAACGGAAGGUUAUGUUCACCUGUUUCAAGAGAAACGACAAACGUGAGGUAAAAGUUGCCCAGCUGGCUGGCUCCGUUGCCGAGCAGUCCGCCUACCAUCACGGUGAACAGUCGCUUUGUUCCACUAUCAUCAAUCUGGCCCAGAACUAUGUCGGCAGCAAUAACAUCAAUCUGCUGUACCCCGGAGGCCAGUUCGGUACCCGCCUUUCUGGUGGUAAGGAUAGUGCUAGUCCACGUUAUAUCUUCACCAUGUUGUCGCCACUGACACGGCUAAUCUUCCACCCGAUGGAUGAUCCACUGCUGGAGUAUCAGUUUGAGGAUAACCAGAGGAUUGAGCCGGUGUGGUAUCUGCCCAUCAUUCCGAUGGUGUUGGUAAACGGAAGUGAAGGUAUCGGUACCGGAUGGUCCACCAAAAUCCCGAACCACAAUCCACGGGACAUUAUCGCCAAUCUGCGCCGGAUGCUCAACGGUGAGGAGCCCAAAAUAUUGCAUCCUUGGUACAAAAAUUUCCGUGGUUCAAUCGAAUCGGUUGGCCACCAGAAAUACCUAACAGUCGGUAACGUGUCGAUUCUUGACAAUCAGAAAAUCGAGAUCUCUGAACUGCCAGUCGCUACCUGGACGCAGACGUACAAGGAGAACACGCUGGAACCCCUGCUGCACGGGUCGGACAAACAGAAGGCAGUGAUUUCCGAUUACAAGGAGUACAACACGGAUACCACCGUGCGGUUUGUGGUUUCGUUUCUGCCGGGCGAGUUCGAUCGAAUCUACGCGGAGGAAGGUGGUUUCCAUCGGGUGUUCAAACUGACCAGCUCGCUUUCCACCACUACCAUGCACGCGUUCGACGAUAAGAACUAUCUGAAACGUUACGAACACGCGAAUGAUAUUUUCCACGAGUACUACAAACUGCGGCUGGAGUAUUACGGCAAGCGUAAGGCCUACCUCGAAGGUAUGUACCAAGCGGAGGCAGAUAAGCUAACCGAUCAGGCGCGGUUCAUCGUUGAGAAGUGUGACCGAACAUUGGUGGUCGAAAACAAGAAGCGAAAGGUUAUGAUCGAUGAACUCAUUAAACGAGGAUAUCGGGCUGAUCCCGUUAAGGAGUGGAAGCGCAAGGUUUCUCUGGAGGAGGAAGAACCGGACGAGGUUGACGAGGAGGAGGCGGAGGGUGAAGACGUUAAGCCUGGCAAGUCGAAGAAACCUGUUGAUCCGGAGAAGGCUUUCCAAAAAUUGACCGACGUAAAGAAGUUCGAUUAUCUGCUCGGUAUGUCCAUGUGGAUGUUGACAGAGGAACGUAAGAACGAACUCCUCAAGCAACGCGAUAACAAGCUAGCCGAGUUGGCAGCCAUCAAAGCGAAGACCCAAGAGAUGCUUUGGACGGAUGAUCUCGAUGCUCUUGCUAGCAAAUUGGAUGAGGUUGAAGAGAAGGAACGCCUAGAAGCGAUAAAUACCGAGAAGAAGCUUAAAGGUGGUGUGAAGGGUGCAGGGCGUGGCUUGAAGACCACCGCCAAGAAAGCGGCAAUCGACGAAACGAAACCAAGCGACAUGGGUGAAGAGGUCAAAUUCAAGAUAACCGAAGAUCUGCUCAAGAAGUACGAGAAGAUUACAGCGGUCAAAAAAGAGAAGAAAGAACCUGGCGAAGGUGGCGAUGACGAGUUCGAUGCACUGGUCGAUGGUAAAAAACCGAGGGUCAAAAAAGAACCGAAAGAACCAAAGGAGCCGAAGGUGAAGAAGGAGAAAAAAGAAAAGGACGGUCUGAAGCAAACCAAGUUGAACCUUGGGAAAGGUGGUGGAGGUCGCGGACGGAAGAAGAAGGUAACCACUUCAGAUGAGGAGGAUAACUUCAAUUCCAAUGCCAGCGGUGACGAUUUCGAUGUUCCCAUCAGUGUCCCAACUCGAGAAAAAACCGAAAGGCGAGCCGCGUCAAAGAAAAUAAACUAUUCGUUCAAGGACGACGAGGAGGACAACUUUGACAAAUCGGACGAUGAGCUAUUUGACAACAAUCCGGAAUCACGAGUCGCGGAAUCGUCACAAGAGGUUAUCGCAGACGGCAGUGACAUAGAAGAGGUAACCGGCGGAAAUGGCAACGAUGUCAUCAGUCUCGAAAGUGAACAAGACUCGCCAGUGAAAGCAAAGAAACCUGCUGUGAAGCGGAAGCUAGGUCCGAAGAACGAUGCUCCUGCUAAGGCUCCUGCCGCGAAGCGUAACCGCAAGAAAGUCAGCGCCGGAAGCAGUGAAGAAGAUGAGAAGCCCAAGAAGAAGCCCAAGAAGAAAGCCGCGGUAAGUGAGUCCGAGUUAAGCGAACCAGAUUACGACGAUGAUUCGGACUUCGAGUAAACACUGCUUUUAGCGCGGUGCGUUGUAUCACCACUUCGGGACCUUCUCGUGGAAGGUUUCGUGUAUUUCGGGCUAUUUUAUACCGGAAUUCUCCGUGUAGCAUUAAGACAGAUAUUUUAGUCGUAAUCGUACGUAUAAUCCAUGCGAGAAAGGAACCAUUUAACACAUUGAAACUAAACUCAAGCUAGAGUAGGAAACACUUUUUUUACGUUCUGACAAUUUUCCACUUCAACAUCCAGAUAUAGUAGGAACAUAACUAGAGUGUAGUGUUUUUCCCCACGCGUAACUGUAAGAUUAUUUAUACACCUUCAAUUGUACAAUUUUACUUUUUUUUGAAUGAAAGCGACGGGGCUAUAGUUUGAACGGGGUUGAAGGAAGAUAUUUCGUACAAACAUUGGACGUUGUAUGGAAACACGUAUAGCAGUGGUGGACAAACACCUAUUUUGUUUUAAACGAAAUUAUUACGCGGAAGAAAACAUGAACUUCGAAAGCAGGAAUGAGUGCGUAAAACUGGAAGCAUAGGAAAACUGAAAUAUCAUCCUCUCAAUCGGUAUGUUUGUUUAGGGCUAUGUACGUUGACAGGUUUUACCUUUGCUGCGUUAAUCUUUUAGCGAACAUGUAUCUUCAUUACUAUUUGUAAUAAGAACUGUAGAUAUAUUAUCAUAA
Messenger RNA from Toxorhynchites rutilus septentrionalis, 5579 nucleotides. RefSeq names its product DNA topoisomerase 2 (gene Top2). Gene Ontology annotation, biological process: DNA topological change; sister chromatid segregation; resolution of meiotic recombination intermediates. The transcript has 6 exons. NCBI's taxonomy places the organism in Eukaryota, Metazoa, Arthropoda, Insecta, Diptera, Culicidae. Gene Ontology annotation, molecular function: DNA binding; DNA topoisomerase type II (double strand cut, ATP-hydrolyzing) activity; ATP binding. Gene Ontology annotation, cellular component: nucleus. The coding region runs from base 396 to 4913 and encodes 1505 amino acids. The record is from RefSeq and is a predicted model, not a curated record.